AUGGAGAAAGGCGAAUCCAUCGAGAUCACCACCUGCUCGGAGGAGGUGUCCCAAGAGCAACGAGACAUCCUGCAAGAGCGCAAGCUCAUCAGCAAUCCGGUGAAAAUGUGCAUUCGCUCCUGCGUGGACUCAAUCAAUGGCGUGGUGGAUGAUCCGCCAACCACUCCAAAGAAGAGCAAGCGGCCGAGACGGGAAAAGUCCAUGGUGGAGAAGCUCAGCAAGAUCGUCACCAUUUUUGAAUGGGCUCCUGCGCUGACUUUCCGAAAGGUCCGCGCGGAUCUGGUGGCUGGCCUUACAGUGGGAGUCAUGGUGAUCCCUCAGAGUAUGUCUUAUGGUGCAAUUGCCGGGCUGCCGUACAUCAAUGGUAUGUACUCGGCUUGCGUCCCGACAUUGGUCUACGCCUUCUUCGGGCAAUCGCGACAAUUGGCAGUUGGACCAGUGGCGAUGGUCUCCUUGCUCGUGGAAGCUGGCCUCAACGGGAACCUGGGGCCGGAGUGCAAUGAGCCUGGCAAGGCUCAGUAUGAGGUGUGCACCGCGGAGUACGUGGGCUUGGCCUGUCUCACUGCCAUGGUGGUGGGGGCCAUGCAGAUCCUCGCCAGCGUGCUGAAGCUGGGGUUCUUGGUGACCUUCCUAGGCCAUCCGGUUAUCAGCGGCUUCACCAGUGGUGCUGCCAUCAUCAUUGGCCUCAGUCAGCUCAAGUACAUCCUGGGCUUCGACAUCCCCAAGUCUCAGUACAUCUAUGACACCAUCCUGAAUGUGGCCCUCAACAUCGAGCAGACCAAGGGCAUGCCCUUGCUGCUGGGCUUGGUAUGGCUGGCCUACCUCAUCCUCAACAAGAAGAUGGCGGCAAAGUUCAAGAGCCUCCGAAUGCUGGCGCCCAUGGGACCUCUCAUCAGCUGCGUCGUUGGGUCAGUACUCCUAUGGGCAUUUCCGGUCUUAAUCGAUGAGUACCACGUCAAGUAUGUGGGGGAAGUCCCCUCAGGCAUUUUUCCCAUCAGCAUUGACAGCUGGGACUUUCAAAAGGUGCCCAUCGUCUUGGGCACUGCCGUGUCUUCUUGUUUGAUCGGGUACAUGGAAUCCAUCGCCAUCGGCAAGAACCUCGCGGCCACCAACGGCUAUGACAUCGAGGCAGGCCAGGAGAUGCUGGCGAUCGGCAUCGCCAACCUCGUGGGGGCGGCCUUCUCCUGCUACCCAGUCACGGGGAGCUUCUCCCGGUCCGCGGUGAACAAUUCCACCGGCGCCAUGUCGCAGCUCUCAGGGGUCAUCACGGCCGUGGUGAUGUUUUGUACACUGAUGUUCCUGACGCCCCUGUUCUACUACUUGCCCAAGUUCGCCUUGGCCGCGAUUGUCAUGAACUCCGUCAUUCCGCUGGUGGCCUUCGGAGAGGCCCGGCACCUCUUCAACGUGAAGAAGCACGACUUCAUCCUGUGGUGCACCGCUUUCAUCGGGACGCUCUUCUUGGGAGUGCUGAUGGGGAUCAUGGUGGCGGUCGGCCUGUCCUUGAUCAUCGUGAUCUACGAGUCCGCGCGCCCACAGAUCACCAUCCUUUGGCGCAUCCCGGGGACAUCCAUCUACCGAAAUAUGAAGCAAGAGAGUGCGGGCACCUUCAUCCAGAACGUCUUCAUUGCACGCAUUGGCUCCUCCCUCUACUUUGCCAAUGCCUCCUUUGUGAAGGACAUGCUUCUGGCCCACGUCAAUGACCUGGAGGAGGUGAACAAGACCCAGUACGUUGUCCUGGAGAUGACGCCGGUGAUCAGCAUUGACGCUACGGCUGUCCAUGUCAUCAAGGACGUGGUGAACGACUUCCGCAUGCGGGGCUUGCAGGUUGCCUUUGCGAUGGUGGGGAACCGCGUGGAGAAGACUUUCCGCAAAGCUGGGCUGAAGAGGUUCAUUGGUGACCAAUGGUUCUUCCACACAGUGGAAGAGGCAGUGCAGUACUGCGUGAAGCACCAGCAUGCCAAGCGCCGGCAAGAGGGGAGCAGGAGCCGUGCAGCUUCAGGCGUUCUGGGCCAGGAUGACGGCGGCAAGUCGGGCGACGAGCUCGAUGUGACUUCAAUCCAAGUGCACUGCGGCAAUGAGAUCGGCUUCAGCAACGACCUACACGCCAGCUGCAGCAUGGUUUUCAUCAGCUUGGUCACGGACGUGCCCAUGAUCAUGAGCGAGAUUGCCAACGUCUUCAAGAAGAAUCACAUCACCAUCAUUCGUGCGCAGAUCGACCCCGCCAAUGAUGAUGCCGGUGCCAAGCACAUCUAUUUUGUGAGAAGCCUGAAGUCGAGUGCCAAGCUUAACAACCUGGAGAUUGCCCGGGUCCGGGAGGAUUUAGAAGUCAUCCUUCGGAGGCACAAGCUGAUCAGUGCCAAGACUACCAGCACCACUGACAAUGACGCAGGAGAGCCGGUCACUCCCAGUGGUGUCACCAACCACGAGGAUGUGCCCCUCUUCGGAAAUGAUCGCCUGUCCCGGCUAGAACAGAUGCUGACCAUGCAGCAAGAGCAGAACAAGGCUCUGCAGGACCAGGUCCGCUCACUGAACCAAGGAUGCCUGCCAAUGGGUUGCCUGAAUGGUAAUGUCCUGGGCAAGCGAUCCUGA
Molecule: messenger RNA, 2589 nt
Organism: Effrenium voratum
Lineage: Eukaryota; Dinophyceae; Suessiales; Symbiodiniaceae
Source: the annotation of a GenBank genome assembly